AGAACGCUUUACGGCUGCGGUAAAACCCCACGUGUAGCCCAGGAAGUCUGUGUGGAGCAGUGUUUGGUGUGAUUAAACAGUGAAAGGUCCAUUGAGAAGACGAGGGUGGAGAUUUGUGAAAAAUGGCAAAAAGCUUACGGAGCAAGUGGAAGAGGAAGAUGCGAGCUGAGAAGAGGAAGAAGAAUGCCCCCAAGGAGCUGGCUCGUCUCAAAACUGCCCUGGCUUUAGAUGGCAAGGGGGACAUUUCCAUGGAAGAUGUGAAGGAGAUCGCAACUGUAGUGCCAGCUGCGAAGCUGAAGGAGAAAGCGAAAGAUGCAGCGAUGGAAGGAGAAGACGGGGGCGCUACUGAGAUGGACACAGACAGCAAGCGAAGCAAAAAAACUCAGCUGGACGAGCACGGGCAGUACCCCAUAUGGAUGAACCCGAGACAGAGAAAGAGGCUGAAGCAGAAACGCGGGAACCAGGGCAAAGCAAAGCAGCAAAAGAAAUUGGCUUGGUAGAUUGAUUCUUUGAAAGUGAAGAAAUCUGUGAGCUGUAUGUUGUGUUAUAUUUGCAUGGAGUGUUGGUGGUGAUGGUCGUGUCUUUUUAAAAUGGAAGGAGUAUAGAAAAGUAACGAGCAUUUCUUUAAACGGCUCAGUUGCAUUUUGGAUUUCUGUAAAGAUAAGUGUGGACACUUUGAACAUGUUCCAAGAGGCUACAUUUCUAGGAUUAUGGGACUGUCAAGGGGAAAAAAAAAUCUGGUAUGCAUUACAGUGAUGGCAACAAGACUCCCAUUGCGUAGCAGUUUGAUCCAUUCAUGGCUUUACAAUUGAGUAUAAGAAGACAUAUCUGAGCUUGUGAGAGCUAUACCGUGUGGCAAAUCAGGCUCCUAGGAAAACCUGGAAUGGGUGAAACUUUUAUGCAAUAGAAGUCUUAUUUCCUUCCCUGCAUUAGUUAGAUCUCCUGCCUUGUUAAUAGAAAGCUGUAUGCCCAAAGCGAUUUUUAAUCAGGAUCUAGACUUUUUUUUCCCUGUUCUAUGUUAUCCGGAAUAUUAAUUAUUAAUUUGACAAAUGAUUUGAACUUGCUGCUUGGUCGUGGAGAAUGAAUGGUGUAGACAAAUGCAGUCUUUAUGCUAAACGAAGGGUCUGAUACACCUUAUAACUCUCCAUAGGUGUUUGUUAAAAUUCCCAUGUGGUAUAAUAACUUGUAAACUUCAGUACAUUUUGAAAUAAAUGUAUUGCUCAAUGUA
This is a messenger RNA of Polyodon spathula (Mississippi paddlefish), 1228 nucleotides long. Its product is annotated as protein LLP homolog. Gene Ontology annotation, molecular function: RNA binding. Gene Ontology annotation, biological process: dendrite extension. The transcript is spliced from 4 exons. Bases 123 to 500 code for a protein of 125 amino acids. NCBI's taxonomy places the organism in Eukaryota, Metazoa, Chordata, Actinopteri, Acipenseriformes, Polyodontidae. The record is from RefSeq and is a predicted model, not a curated record. Gene Ontology annotation, cellular component: nucleolus.